UACGACUUUCGAACCUUUGAAGACGACCGGGCCCGGCUCGGAGACCAUCCAGGUGGACCAGCUGGACCCGAAGGACCAGGCUUCGGUGUGAACGGAGUCACGAGCGGGCCCACCGACGCACCAAGCCAUGGAGGACCAGGUGUAACUCCGUCACAUGGUUUCACAGGGCAGCCGCAUGCUGGACAUGCUAGUGGACAUGGCGGUGUCACUGGUUUCGCACCUACGGAUGCUCCCGACUACGACCUACCGAAGAUUCCGACACUUCCUCCUGCAGGACCCAACGGUUUACCAAACGGCUUCCCGAACGGUGGUCCGCACGGUGGUCCUCACGCCGGUCAGCAAGACGUUGGUGGUGCUCCGCAUGACGAUGGACAGUACCACGGAGAUGACGGCAGUGAUGGCCAAGAUGGCCAGUCCUGGCCAGCUAUCAGAGGAACACCCGGUCAAGACUACCCUGCCUACAGUGCCAUUCCCCGCACGGGAUUCAGCUGUGGAGAACAGCAGUAUGCUGGGUACUACGGUGACAUGGACGCACAGUGCCAAGUCUUCCACAUUUGUCAAGAAGAUGGCCGACACGACGCGUUCCUGUGCCCCAACGGCACCGUUUUCAACCAGAGGUUCUUCGUGUGUGAUUGGUGGUACAACUUCGAGUGUGACGAAACGCCCUCUUUGUAUCACCUCAACUCCCAGCUUUACGUCGGACCUGAUGGCGCCGGCCCUGCGGGAGGUGCCCCGGGAAGCAUCUAUGGCGCGGCGGAACCACAGCAGCAAGGCCCUGGCGUGACCCCGGGACACCUAGGCCCACAUACAACUGGUGGAUUACCAGCAACCACCCCUUCCGGAUCAUUCACAGGAGCUCCUGGGGCUCCCAACACUGGUCCCACCCACCACGGUCCGGGACACAUCGGAGUGCUUCCUAAUGGACACGUCCCGAAUGGUGGCUUCGGUGGUCACGCGGGACCUGCUCACGGUGGCCCCACGGACGAAGCUCCCGGAUAUGGCACCAAUGGUCACACUGGUGGCCUCACCCACGGGGGCCCUGGCGCGACGGGCGUCCCUCACGCAGGAGUAGACCACACUGGUCCCGCGCACCACGCUGGUGCUGGAUUCGACGGACCAGCGACGCACACUGGUACCACUCACACGACGCACAGCGUUCCCGGAUUCGGUCAAGCCGGCGCGCACCACACUGGUCCGACGCACACGACGCUCGGAGGUCCGGCUGGUCCCAACGGUCUGGACCACAGCGGUCCUACACACGGAGACCUCGGACACGGCGGACCACACCACGGAGGCACCGCGGGUUCAGACUUCACGGGCCCCACAACUCACGGAGGGCCGCAGCCCCACGGAGGAAUCACGGGGCCAGCUACUCACGGCGGGCCGCACCACGGGGGCACCACCGGUCCCGCUCACCACGGUGGACCGACGCAUGGUGGUCCCGGUUCUGCUGAUCUGACCGACAGUGACGAGGACGACUACGGCGACGCCGGCAGGCCCGGAUACGGUGGUGGCGGAGGAGGCCAUCGAGGUGGCAAGCACGGCGUGGGCUUCGGUACGACAGCGGCUGAUUAUGCGACGGGUGGAGAUGACUACGUCAACGGUGACGGCCCGGCCCAUCACGGCGGUCACACUGCCGCACCAGACCUGCCAUCCCCGCACCACAACGGAAACGGCGACAGCAACGGAAACGGCAACGGCGGAGCGGACAACGAACAGCUCAAGUACCCCAGCUACUAAUAAGACGCUAGCAACGCUCCAAUCACAGCUUCUCUCUUGUCUCGCUCCAGUUCUCUCUUCCUCGUCUUAGAAUCGAGCGGAUCUGUAAGAUACCAAUCCAUGCGUGUUGUUUGGCCAUAUUCGGCGAGUGCCGGUGACUGUGCGCGCGUGAGUGUGAGUGCUUCGGCGGAGGCGUGUUGUAUCACUCGUCGUCUCCGGGAGUGGUUGUGUUCAUCGCGAUGAGAAUGCGUGCAACAUAUUUGUUACUUUGUUACAAUGUAUAUUAUAGCAAGGAGGAAGAUAUAGUAGAUAUAACAUAUACUAUACUUGGGUAGCCGAGGAGUUCAUCACGCGUUUGUCGGCGAGUUGGACGUCUCGGUUGGGUGGCUUUUUUUUUCUCGCGACCUCUUUCUCGUCUUCUUCAGUCUUAUACCGUCCGACAGGCUUGAGGGAUCUUUAGAAAUACACGAUAUUUUGUAAUUUAUCAUUCUAGUCCUCUUUGCUAUAAUAUGCACACCAAGUUGAAAUAAAAACGAUUGUUUUGUUA
Messenger RNA from Rhipicephalus microplus (southern cattle tick), 2266 nucleotides. RefSeq lists its product as uncharacterized. The record is from RefSeq and is a predicted model, not a curated record. Gene Ontology annotation, molecular function: chitin binding. Gene Ontology annotation, cellular component: extracellular region. Lineage: Eukaryota; Metazoa; Arthropoda; Arachnida; Ixodida; Ixodidae.